Messenger RNA from Zychaea mexicana, 1383 nucleotides. RefSeq lists its product as uncharacterized. Lineage: Eukaryota; Fungi; Mucoromycota; Mucoromycetes; Mucorales; Lichtheimiaceae. The record is from RefSeq and is a predicted model, not a curated record. The transcript has 3 exons. The coding region runs from base 220 to 1209 and encodes 329 amino acids.
UGUCCUUUCCCUUCUCUUCUCUUCACGCUCUUCUUUUCUUUCUUCUUUCUUUUCCUUUUGCUUUCCUUUCGAUUUGAAUGCGGGCCUGCAACUUAUAUGCGCACGCCAUCAUCUCCACCACCGCUGUCUGAUCCAACUGCUUCGUUUCGCGACGACCCAUAUCGUUGUCGCCGGACGUCUCACGCUCGCCAAGGUUCGCUUUAAUCCCCACAGCAAAUAAUGAAAAACAGUAACGCCAAAAGACAGGAUGCUGCUGCUACUACCACUACCACUACCACGGGUGCUGCAGCUGUUGCAGAACCCUCGUCAGAAAUAUCAGAUGCGGUGACGCUGGCACUUGAGGAACCCGCCGGUCGAACACACUCCUAUCUGCCAUAUACCAACCACGCGCCCGAUAUCUCCAAAGCACGCUAUCAUCUCUAUUGCGAAGACGACGAUGAUCGACCCGCCAACAGUCUAAUGACCACGACGGCUCGCAUGAUGCCUCCCAACAGUGCAUCCAGCCAGCACCUCGGCAGUUUAAUCACCGAACCCACUGUGCUAAACGAAGAAGGCAUGAUAAACAACAACAACAACAACGAUGAAAAGAAUCUAGCAGGGUCACUGACCGAUCUCCGCCGGUUCAACAAUCGACGGCAACGCAAAGGAUUCGUCAGGCCACUUGUACUUGUUGUCUUUGUCAUUUGCCUGCUGCUCGGUCUUGCAUUCUUUUUUUGUUGGCCACGGAUACCCAAGAUCCGACUGGCACCGCAAGCAGCAGCGGGCCGCACGCGACGACCGGACGAUCAAACUGACUGGGGACCCGAUCAGCAACACCCUUGGCUCAGGACGUCGUGGAUAGUCAACGUUACACUAGACAACCAUGACAACUUUAUCCCCACGCACGUGAGCACCCUCGAGCUUGUUUUGGCAGAUCAGGUCACCCAGCAACCUUUCGCACGGUCGGUUCUGCAUGGCCUGACAUUGUCCCCUCGGGCAGAAACAUUGCUGAACACACUGUUUGAGGUCGAGUAUGAAACGCCGUCGAUCAAGGAUCCGACGUUUGAACAUUUGUAUAAUGCGUGCGGGCCACAGAAAAUCAGUGCUCUGGCGUCGCCGGCUCUUAAUAUCACACUGCAGGCAACGUUUGAAAUACCGGGGAUCGCUUGGAAGCCGAUGGUCUUCAUGGAUGCACCCUUACCGAACGGGUUUCGAUGUCCAAACAACUGAAUGUAAUACUUUACUACUACUUUUACUAUCAACUGAUGUCCACAUUCAUCAAUUAUUUUAAUCACACUCCUUGUUGCUGCAUUUAAAUUAGUGCGAUUACCCUAAACGACGACAAUAAAUUUUUUUCAUGUCAGUGUCAAAGCGUUUCCCCCCCAUGCUUCUUCCCUCCCCUCC